This is a messenger RNA of Anthonomus grandis grandis, 2677 nucleotides long. It is a transcript of the gene drk, whose product is annotated as growth factor receptor-bound protein 2. Gene Ontology annotation, molecular function: protein binding. The record is from RefSeq and is a predicted model, not a curated record. Lineage: Eukaryota; Metazoa; Arthropoda; Insecta; Coleoptera; Curculionidae. The transcript is spliced from 6 exons. Bases 340 to 984 code for a protein of 214 amino acids.
UUUCCGUCAAAACAACUCUACAGAUUCCAAAAGAAGAUAGUCUAGUGUUAAAUUUCAUCAACAAACAGGAAAAUCUCGAGAAAAGCGGUCAAAAAAACAACUCAGAGGCGGAAAAUCCCAUUUGCGCCAUGUUUUCGCGCUACAAUAUUAAUAAAUAGUCGGUAAAACUACAGUAAAUCGGUGAAAAUCUGCUUUUGUUUUACACCUGAUUUUUGACGUUUGAACAGGCCAGUGAAUCAUUUGCCUCAAGCGAUUGGAGAAUCACUUAUAAAAUUGGAAUUUAGGGCAGAAAAGCCAAAAUUUUUGGAAAGUAUCCUAAAGGAAUUCAUAAAGUAGAGCAUGGAGGCGAUAGCGAAGCACGAGUUUGUAGCUACGGCCGACGACGAGCUUAGUUUUAAAAGGGGCCAAAUUCUUAAGGUUUUAAAUAUGGAAGAUGAUAUGAACUGGUAUAGAGCAGAAUUAGAUGGCAAAGAGGGACUUAUUCCUAGUAAUUAUAUUGAAAUGAAGCCACAUGACUGGUAUUAUGGAAGAAUAACAAGAAGUGACUCUGAACGACUUCUUCUAAAUAAGCAUGAAGGUGCAUUCCUGAUCAGGAUAAGUGAAACUAGCCCUGGAGACUUUUCUUUAUCAGUAAAGUGUUCAGAUGGAGUCCAACAUUUCAAAGUUUUAAGAGACGCCCAAGGCAAAUUCUUCCUUUGGGUGGUAAAAUUCAAUUCACUAAAUGAACUCGUAGAAUAUCACAGGACUUCGUCAGUGUCCCGGUCCCAGGACGUCAAACUUAGGGAUAUGGUAGCAGACGAAGUGAGUUGUUAUUUAGUUCAAGCCCUUUAUGAUUUUACCCCACAAGAAGUAGGAGAGCUAGAGUUUAAACGAGGCGAUGUUAUCACUGUUACAGAUCGUUCAGACCAACACUGGUGGCACGGCGAAAUUGGACAUCGUAGAGGGCUGUUUCCCGCUACCUACGUCACACCAUACCACACGUAAAUAAUUAAAAAACCAGUCAAUCAACACCGACACAUACACACGCAGAUUGAAAACCAGAAAAUUCAGUUUCGCCAUAGAAUGCCAUAAGGUAGCACAAAAAAAAAUUAACUUUUUAGCAGUAUUUUAUAUGGUUCUCGGUUUUCUCGUUUUAUACCUUUAAUUUUAAUUGUCGUCCCCCUAUCUAUAUUGGUAAAUAGCAUUUUUAAUAUCUGAAUUUUCUUAAAAAAAAUGACUAAAAAGUGUGAUUUUUUUGUAAUAGUAACUAUUUUUUUGGUGCAUACUAUGAUUUAGAAGAUAUUUUAUUAUUAUAAUUAAUAUUGUAGGUUUAUAUUGAUUCCUCUCAACUUUUUUCUAUAUAUAUUUUAUUUCGUGUUAUUAGUAUGUUUAUUGUUUAAAUGUAUUAUCAGGAAAAUUUUGCUCACAAUUAAAACGUUUAAUGAACACAUAAAGGAUUUAAGCCUUUCAUCGAAACCUGCAUGCCAGGGCAAUAUUUUUAUAUUAAAUUUAUUUAAAAAUUAAUAAUUACGACUUAAAUCUGUAUAGGAAUGCUUCAUUUUUUGUUUUUGUGGCAAAUUAAACAUACAUGCGUCUCAAAAAAUCGACAUAUUAAGCACAUUUUGCUUUAUGUUUUACUUACGUGGUAAUUUACCUACCACGAAUAAACAGAAAGGGAAACUUUCUGCUGAAACAAAACUUUCAAACCCAUUUGCUCUUUAUAUGGGGUGGAAGAAACACUUGGGAGGGUUCAUAAAUACUUUGCUGCCACCCUUUCUAGAAAAUCCUGGUAAAAAAGUUAUAAUUAAAACAUUUAAAAUACUCUUAAGAAAAACGUUGUUUUUACUGAUUUUUUUUUAAAUUUACACACUGAAAAUCAUCAUAAGGCAUUUUCUCGUGCCCUGUGUAAACCGUAUACCAACUUUUACUAAAUUAUCAUAUUUUUCUAAUAAAUUUAAUAGGAUUUAGGAAAGUCUUACAAGAUCAUUUAAUGUUGUAAUGUUUUUCGAAGCUUUGUUGUAAAGAAUACUUUUAUAAUUAUUAUACCGAGUGGGUUGAAAAAAUAGCCCUCUUUUGUAUCGGUGAUCUUAGUGAAUGAUAAUUUUAGGUCAUAAUUCGAUAUCAAUGCCAUUAUUUUCAGAAUAUGUUAGUUUUUACCCUUGAUUACUUUAUAAGCAUGACAUACCUAAAAAAUUAUAUUUUUUAAGGCCAUGUUUUUAUAUUUCUUUACAAAUUUCAGAAGAAUUCUUCUGAAUUUAUAAGUGAAUUUUUAGAAUAAGUAAUUGGAAAUCCGCUUUUUUUGAGCCCCCUGAUUUAGUUUAAGCCUUAAUAGUUCAGAAUAUUACUUAGGUAUAUUUUUGUUCGCUAUUUUGUACAUAACUGCUAAACGAAUCAAGAACUACCCUCCCAGCAACACCAAGAAAUCCAAUUAUGGACAUUCUUAGCCCUACAGUCAAGCUAUAAAUAUUUUCGGCAUUAUAUUAUUUUUUUAGUAGAAUUUGGCUAUUUUUACAUUAGAGACUUUGCCAUAUUUAGGAAUUUUUAUUUACUGGAAAAUUAUUAUUUUUCUAGUGUAAAAAUAUCCCUGAUAAAGCUUUUUUAGUUUAAAAAUUGUAUAUACUAACGUAGAAUAUUAUGGAUUACGCCAAUGUCUUAAGUGCAAGGAUAUUUAGAUAAAAUAUAUGUUAUACAAGCUGAA